UGCAGUAAAGGAAAAACUCACCAGUUCCAAGAAUUUCAUCAUAAUCAGUGAAAAAGUGAAUAGGAAAGAGAGAGGAAAAAGUCAUCUCUUCUCUGGUGUGUUACGUGAUAUCAAUUUUCUUCCUCGGAGCAGAAGACCGCAAAGAUUGUAAAGUUGGGAAUUGAAGAACAUAAGUUAGCCUAAAGCAAGGACAGGAAGAAAGAAAGUGAUUUAGAGUUUCUCUAAAUAGAGAAGAGAGAAGAAGAAAAAAAACCCCGUCGACCAUGUUUUCCGGAUUAACCAACCAGGUCAGCUCGUGGAUCGGAGCGGCCAAGGGCGAGCCACAGGACGAGGAGGUGCCAACUCCGCCAAACUCGGCCGCGACGGCCACAGUGGCUCCGCCCGUAGCCGCCACAACCGUGGACACAUCAGCGGCCUCGGCCGCGGCCGCCGCACCCACGGGAGAUGAAGGUGACAAAAGCCCGACAAAAGGUGGCGUCUUCUCAGGCGUAUCGUCCAAGGUGACAGGCUGGCUCGGAAAUGCAUCCAUCCCGUCGAUGCCUGCGAUGCCCUCGAUGCCAACGGUUUCAAUGCCAGCGAUGCCUGCGAUGCCUUCGAUACCAUCGAUACCUGGCCUGCGAAAAGGAGGCCAAACGGACGAAAACGGCGGCGUCACGAACGAGGGCUUAGUCACAUCGCCGGAAAAGACGAAUCAAGGUAUCGCCGGAGCGACGGAUGCAGCCGACGAGGAAGACCGGUCCAGGUAUAUUAGACAACAGGAAAGUGCCACGGGCGGAGCAGAUUCCCCGUCCGCCACCGGUCCCGGCACACCGACCGACGAGAACGCCGGCCAGAUUGGACAAGUCACCCACAAAGUCACAGCUGGAGCCAAAUCGUUCGGAUCGUUCCUGUACUCGUCGUUCAAUAAGGCUGGCGAUAAAAUCAAACACCUGAAGGACAACACGAUUCUGGGUGAGUUCAACAAGGAACAGGAAGCGUUCAUUAAGAACCAACAGGGUGCUGGCGGUCCCGGGGCUUGCCCGUGGUCAGGCCACGCAAAUGAAGCCAAGAUAAAGGAGGAAAUCAUGAGUCUGUCAGCGGACCGUCGGAACUUUGUCCGGGCACCACCGGCCGGAGUUGAGUUUGAAUUUGAUUACGAUGCAUCUUAUCCGACUGCGUUAGCCAUCAUGAACGAGGACAAAGAGCUGGAGAAAAUGCGAUUUGAGCUGGUACCUAAGAUCAUCACGGAGGAAAGCUUCUGGCGUAACUACUUCUACCGCGUCUCACUGAUAUGCCAAGCCGGAGACCUGGGAACGCUGGGCGACACCAACGAGUUCGUCAGACGGGGCGCCAGCGAAGACACGGAGGAACCACCAAUAAAUCGCGAGAAAGGCAUCCCAGCCAAAUCUACCCCGGCGGGCACGGCCGCGGAAAGCGCCGCCAAAUCGGUGACCAAAACUUCCCAAAAACCCAGCGAGGUCGAGUUCGUAUCGGACUCGUUCAAGGCCACCGAGGAGGACCUGGAGGAGGUGCGAGCCGACAUGAAAAAGCUGGGCAUCGACACGCUGGUCCAGCAGGCCAGCGAAGGCAUCGGCGGUGCCGCGCCGGCCGGAAAGAGUGAUGAGCAAUGGGAAAAGGAUCUGGAGGCGGAGCUGCAGGACUUUGAGGUGGUCGCCGACGGUGCGGAACGCUCCACGACCAACUGGGAAAAGGACGUCGACGAGCUGCUCGAGGACGACGACGAGACGGACCUGAAAUAAAACGAGUGCUUCAAUCAGUUGCUUUGUAACGUGAUGAGCUGCACUGUAAAUAAGUAAGGGGGAGGGAGUGCGGUACGCGCGGCAUGUGGAUGGAGUUUGGUUAAUGUAUCUUUUGCGUGACGAUCAUAUUGGUAGGAGUUUUUGGUUUUAAAAAUGUCAAAAUAUUUAAAUUGUUGUGAUUAUUUUAAGUAAAUCAAACCAUUCAGUGGCAAGAAAACCAGUGCCAUCUAUCUUUUCGAACAAACUUCAAUGAAAUUGUUUGAUAUCUUGCAUGCAACAUUGCAUGAAAUGGCAGAAUUUGACGAUAGAGUGCACUGCUGUGCAUCGAGAGGCUGCCGGUAUAAAAAUGUAGAUGGUGUCACGUUCAUAAUGAUUUUCAACUUUGAAACUGUUCUUUGAGUAAUCCUUUGUAUGGAAUGAAACUAAAGAUUACGGAUCAUCAAGCUACAAAGUAAUUGAAUUCAGGCUCUUAUACAGAGUCAUAAAUAAUCGUUAUUUGCAAUUUGCAUGCCCAUUUGGCAAAUACACUAAUCUACUCACGCACCUUAGCGGUAGAGCACUGCAGUGGUCCUUCUCCCGUUCUUCGUUCGUAGGAGCAACUUUACAGAUGAAUAUUUUUUUGUUUGAAACUUGGAAAAUAUUACCUCCACUGGAAUAUCUUUGGAACCAUGAAGUGACAGAGGAAACUACAACAUUUCAUUCCUUUUACAAUCUCACCCCGAAAUACUCUCCAACUUAUUUGAUAUGGAGAAGUUUGCAACAACACACAAAUAGCGGAUGAAAGGAUAGUUAAAUUUACCUAGUCUAGCACUAUUUCAUGUAAGCAGAGGUAAAACGUGAACCACAGACAAACAUACGUAAAUUGAUUAAUAUUUUCAUCAAAAAUCUAUCAGUCACUUCUGGCUAAAGUCCUCUAGCUGUGAACGCACCAAAAAAGUAUGAUAGUUUGACAGGGUGAGUGCAUAACUGUCAAACGCGUUCAAAUGAACUGUGGUGAAUUUAAGUUUGCCGUGGUGAGUUUCACAACAUUUGAAUCGACCGUUAAAUUGCUGAUUGAUGGAUUUAAAAAGAAAUUUACGUCUGUUUAUCUGUGCUUAAACUAACCAAUAAUGGACUUUUGCCGCGAUUCGUACUCACAUCGUAAAAAGAGAUUAGUUAAAGCAUCGAAUCGACUGUUUUGAUUUGUUCACAUUUUCCGAAUCAGUCCGCGAUCGCACGCCCAGUGAGCGAGCAUAUCCAAUUUAGUCACGCGUCCAGUCCGUUUUUACUCAACCCACGUGCGUGGUCGUCACGAACUGGGUUUUUUUCGCAUUCCACAUUCGAACACUUGAUCGGAGCCAUUAUUCAUUGUUACAACUCUUCCAAAAAUAUAUUCCUCAGAUUAGUAAGAUACACUCACACAGUUUAACAACAACAAAAAGAAAGAGAGCAAAAUAACGUUUAAUAAUGGGCAAAUUAAAGAAUACACAUAAAACAUUGCAAAACGCACCCACAAACACACAAAAAAACAACUGAAAACACCGAUAUCAAACAGAACGAAAAAAAAAAACAAACUUAAAGAUUAAAACAUUACACCGCACACACUCAAAAACACUAACUUAGAGGCAAAACUAACAGAACAAGUCGACUCGUUUCCCACAGACAGAAAUGUUCAGUUGAAACUCGCGCGCUGUAAAAAAUAAAAACGGUUGUUUAGCUGCUACUCGUUAGUAGAAAGAAGAAAAAAACAGUUUCAUUUAUUUUAGCGUUCGUUGAAAUGUAGUCCAAAGGAAAAAUGAGUUGGCAAAGUGUUAACCGAUAGCGUUUGUUGUGGAAAACAUGGCCACUCGCGACGUCGAGAUCGAUCGAGAACGUUGUUUCUGUUCAACCGCAUUUCCGUUCAAUUCUGCGUUGAUUUCCACCCCCUUUACUCUACUCGAAAAAAUAUCUGACAAAGAAAACAAAAAAAAGAUACAAUGAUACAUUCUAUUCUGUAUUUAAUUCAUAACUGAAAAUAAGAUUGUUUAAUAAAUUCAAACAAAUAUAUACAUAUUACGAUAUACUACCGAAUAUUAAGCAUUAAUAUGUGUAAGAAAUCAGUAAUAAACAGUGAAUAAAUAAAAACAGAGGGAUAUUGUGAACAUUA
This is a messenger RNA of Culex pipiens pallens (northern house mosquito), 3864 nucleotides long. RefSeq names its product synapse-associated protein of 47 kDa (gene Sap47). The coding region runs from base 264 to 1739 and encodes 491 amino acids. Lineage: Eukaryota; Metazoa; Arthropoda; Insecta; Diptera; Culicidae. Gene Ontology annotation, cellular component: synapse; cytoplasm. The record is from RefSeq and is a predicted model, not a curated record. The transcript is spliced from 10 exons.